Molecule: messenger RNA, 1918 nt
Organism: Pezoporus flaviventris
Lineage: Eukaryota; Metazoa; Chordata; Aves; Psittaciformes; Psittacidae
Product: Schwann cell myelin protein-like
Source: RefSeq, a predicted model, not a curated record
ACAGAGCGCCCCCAUGUGGCCGUUCCUCGCUGCCCUCCCCGCGGCGCUGCUGCUGCUGCCCCCAGGCACCCCCGCCUCUCCCUGGGCCGCCUGGAUGCCCCCGUCCCUCUCCUCCCUCUCGGGCACCUGCGUCUCCAUCCCGUGUCGUUUCGGGUACCCCGAAGAGCUUCGCCCCGCUUCCAUCCACGGCCUCUGGUACUUCGGGAGCCCGUACCCCAAACAUUACCCCCCCGUCGUGGCCCGUUCUCGGGGGGGCCCCGUCCACGAGAGCUUCGAAGGGAGGGCGAUGCUUUUGGGGGACCCCAAUCGUCGCGACUGCUCCUUGCUGCUGGGCCCCAUAGGAGCCGAGCUGGCCGGUCGUUAUUACUUCCGGGGGGACUUGGGGGGCUACAACCAGUACAGCUUCGCCGAGCACGCUGCCCUUCAUGUGUUGGGUAUGGUGUGGGGUGAACCCACCCUCGAGCUCCCCCCGGCUCUGGUAGCCGGGCGCAUGGCGGAGUUUCGGUGCCGCGUGCCGGACAACUGCCCCCAUCUCCUGCCCCACAUCUCCUGGGACGGGACCCACGAGCUUCCCGACCUUUCCCAACGGGAAUCCCGCCUCAACGCCCACGGCGACGCCUCCCUCCUGGCCCUGCUCCGCUUCCGGCCGCGACGCCACGACGACGGGCGCCGCCUCCGCUGCCGCGUGGACUUCGACAACAGCUCCUUGGCCUUCCAGGCCUCCGUGGCGCUCGAUGUGCACUUCCCCCCACAGGUGCUGUCGGUGGAGGGCCCUCCGGAGGCCUUGGAGGGCUCGGCGGCGGCGCUGGCGUGCGUUGCCGAGGGGCGGCCGGCGCCGUUGCUCUCGUGGUUCCGUGGGGCAGCGUUGCUGCGGGAGGAGCCGGGGGCCGAGCGCCUCGAGCUGCCCCUGCCCCACCUGGCCCCCGACGACGCCGGCACCUACGUGUGCGUGGCCGAGAACCGGCACGGCAGCCACAACCGCAGCCUCGAGCUGCACGUGGCCUUCCCCCCUCGCCCCCCCUGGCUCAACGGCACCCUAUGGGUCGUGGCGGGGGAGCCGCUGUGGCUGCGCUGUGGGGCUCGGAGCCACCCGGCCCCCAUCGUGAGCCUGCUUCGAGCCGGAGCCCUGGUAGCGAGCGCUCGCUACGAGCCCGCAGUGAGCUGGGAGCUGCCCCACGCCCGCCCCAUAGAUGGGGGGCAGUACGAGUGUAGGGCGGAGAACGGGCACGGCCACAGCAGCCUCAGCUUUAACGUCACAGUGGAGACCCCCCCCGAACUCCUCCCCGACUCCCACUGCACCCCUGGCGGGGAAGGAGCUCGGUGCCUGUGCUCGGCCCGCGCCGUCCCCACGGCGUCCUUGGCCUUCGAGCUCCCGUCCCGUAACGUCACCGUGAGCGAGGGACACCGGGACUUCCGGGCCGCCCUGCCCCCGGCCCACGGCCACCGUCACGGCCAUCCGAGCCUCCGUGGGGCGCUCGAGCCCCAUCUCGUCAUCCUCUGCCGGGCCCACAACGAGCACGGCAGCGCCCGGCUGCAGCUCAGAUUCCAACAUCCAGGGGGUCUGGUUUGGGCUAAGGUGGGGCCGGUCGGGGCCGUUGUGGCCUUCGCCAUCGUCAUCGCCGUCGUGUGCUACCUCAGCCAGAGCCGCCGCAAGAAGGCGGCGGGAAGCCCAGAGGUGACCCCGGUGCAGGGGGCGGAGCCUGAGCCUGAACAGCGCCCCCUGCAGCCCCGCUGGCUGCGCGGCGCCGUCGGCCGCUGGGCGCUGGGGGUGGGGGAGGCGGGAGCCCCCCCGGACCCUGCCCCUCCCCCCAAGCCCAGCCGGGACCCCCCCGAGGAGCCCCCCGAGUAUGCGGAGAUCCGGGUCAAGUGACCCCGCCCCCCUCUGGCCACGCCCCCUCCUCCCAUUCAUCCCCAUAGA